This is a messenger RNA of Pistacia vera, 501 nucleotides long. Its product is annotated as tropinone reductase homolog At2g29170-like. Gene Ontology annotation, molecular function: oxidoreductase activity. The transcript is spliced from 3 exons. Lineage: Eukaryota; Viridiplantae; Streptophyta; Magnoliopsida; Sapindales; Anacardiaceae. The record is from RefSeq and is a predicted model, not a curated record. The coding region runs from base 1 to 501 and encodes 166 amino acids.
AUGCAAUGCAAUCAUGCUCUCGCUCAAUGCUCUACAUUCCUUUAUAAGUACAAGAAGCCUUUACAGAUGCAUGCUGUUGUGGAGGAAUUAGCAGAGUUAGGAGCGUCUGUGCAUACAUGCUCUAGGAAUGAGUCAGAGCUUAACGAAUGCAUACGCAAAUGGGAAAUCAAAGGUCUCAAAGUCACUGGUUCAGUCUGUGAUUUAUCAUUUCGAUCAGAGCGAGAAAAGCUAAUAAAACAAGUCUCUUCUCUAUUUAGUGGCAAACUUAACAUCCUUAUAAACAAUGUUGGGACUAAUAUGUUCAAGCCGACUGAAGAGUACAAGGCUGAGGAUUUCUCACUUAUCAUGACUACGAAUUUGGAGUCUGCUUAUAACUUGUCCCAACUUGCACAUCCUCUUUUGAAAGCUGCAGGGUCAGCAAGUAUUAUCUUAAUGUCUUCGGUUUGUGGAGUAGUAUCAGUAAACGUUGGAUCUAUAUAUGCAGUUACAAAAGGUAUGUAG